UGCAAAUUACAGUACAGUGAUCGGUUGUUUUUGCUCCGUUUGUCACCGCUAACGCGUUUUGAUGAUAAAUUUUCCGCGUCCGCCGACCGAACACCGUGAAGUAACGCACGCUCGUCGACAGCAACGACGCGCCGUCCGUUCGUUUGACGACCGAAUCUACUCGCUACGUUGACCGUCGUACCCGUACGGUAUUAAUUAAUUCGUAUCGCACACACCGCCGUCUCGUUCGACCAUGUCUUCGGCGUGAAUUAAUCAUUAUCAGGCGAUUGAAUAAAAAUAAAAGUUUGUCGCUCUUACCUUGACCGGUCGUUCAGUUAAUGUUAUUGAAAUAAACGCAUGAAUCCGCAAUCUGGUACAUGGCCACAAAAAUCGAUGAGAACCCGAUUAAACGGUACAAACCUUCCAGUCCGACACCUCAGUUAAGAUAUCAAGAAAACGGAAACAGUAUAAUGGAUCCAAUGGAUGUAUCAGUUGAAAACAAUGUAGCAACUGAAAAAAUUGCCAUUUUGGAUGCAGGUGCUCAAUAUGGCAAGGUAAUUGAUCGCAAAGUCAGAGAAUUAAAUGUUGAAAGUGAUAUGUUGCCAUUACAUACUUCAGCAAUAACUCUAAAAGAAAAAGGAUAUAGAGCAAUUAUAAUUUCUGGAGGUCCUAAUUCAGUUAAUGCUAUUGACGCACCAAUAUAUGAUGCAGACAUAUUUAGAAUAGGAUUACCAAUUUUAGGGAUUUGUUAUGGAAUGCAAAUGCUAAAUAAAGAAUUUGGUGGCCAAGUCGCUGCAACUAUUGGUCGUGAAGAUGGUAUUUAUAAUAUUGAUGUAGAUUGUCAAUGUUUAUUAUUUAAAUCAUUGAGCAAGACACAAAGUGUUCUACUUACGCAUGGCGAUCAUGUUGUCAAAGUUGCAGAUACCUUUAAAGUGAUAGCUACAUCCAACAAUAUGGUUGCUGCUAUUGGCAAUGAUACAAAAAAAAUGUAUGGUCUUCAAUUUCAUCCUGAGGUGAACUUAACAGAACAAGGAACUCAAAUGCUUAAGUCGUUCCUUUAUGAUGUGGCUGGAUUAGCGGGAAGCUAUACAGUCAAAAGUCGCGAACAGGAAUGUAUUAAAUACAUAAGAGAUCAAGUUGGCCAGAGUAAAGUUUUGGUUCUAUUAAGUGGUGGUGUUGAUUCUACAGUAUGUGCUGCACUUUUACACCGUGCAUUAGAUCGAGAACAAGUGAUUGCUGUGCAUAUAGAUAAUGGCUUUAUGCGCUUGGGUGAGAGUGAACAAGUAAUGAAGUCUUUGAAUGCUCUAGGGUUAGAUGUUAAAGCUGUAAAUGCCACAUUUGAUUUUAAAUAUGGUACAACUAUAUUGCCUGAUUUGCAUGUAUCCAAUCGUACUAGAAUUUCUCCUCCCCUGUGUCAAACUAGUAAUCCAGAAGAAAAGAGAAAAAUAAUUGGUGAUGUUUUUGUCAAGACUGCUGAUAAGUUCCUUAAGACAUUAAAUUUGUCAUCUGAAGAUGUGUUCUUGGCUCAAGGAACUUUAAGACCAGACUUAAUUGAGUCUGCUUCAAGGUUAGCUAGUACUAAUGCAGAUACUAUAAAAACACAUCAUAACGAUAGCAAGUUAAUACGUGAAUUACGAGAUAAAGGACGUGUCAUUGAACCCUUACAAGAAUUUCAUAAAGAUGAGGUUAGGAGGUUAGGAAUGGAUUUAGGAUUGAGCGAAAGUAUUGUAUAUAGACAUCCAUUCCCUGGACCGGGUCUUGCCAUAAGAAUAUUAUGUGGAGAAGAACCUUUUAUUGAUAAAGACUUUUCUGAAACACAAGUUGUAGUUAAAAUUGUUGUUGAAUACAAUGAUAUGGUUUUAAAGAGUCAUGCACUUUUAAAUAGAAUAGAAAAUGCAACUUCUGAAAAUGAACGAAAGUUGUUGCGAGAAAUAUCAUCCAAACAGAAAAUGUCUGCCACGCUAUUACCUAUUAAAAGUGUAGGAGUUCAAGGUGAUAAACGUUCUUACAGUUAUGUGGUAGGCAUUUCUUGUACAGACCCCGAACCCGUGUGGGAAGAUCUUUCUUAUUUGGCCAGAAUAAUUCCUAGAGUAUGUCACAAUGUCAACAGGGUAUGUUACAUUGCUGGUUCACCUGUGGUUUAUCAAGUAUUGGAUAUAACACACACAUAUCUAAAUGUUCAAGUGAUAGAUUUGCUGAAAGAAGCUGAUCAUGUUAUUAAUAAAGUUUUAACAGAAUGUCCAAUUAGUAUGCGUAAAGUAAGUCAGAUGCCGGUAGUACUUGUACCUUUACACUUUGAUCGAGAUAUUGCUUAUCGUCAUCCAUCAUGUCAACGUUCAGUUGUCAUCAGACCAUUUAUUACAGAAGAUUUUAUGACUGGUAUUCCUGCACUACCUGGAAAGCAUAUAUCCGCUGCACUUGUACAUAAAAUGAUGGCUGCUGCUCAAAAAAUACCGGGUAUAUCUCGAGUAUUAUAUGACCUUACACCAAAACCACCUGGUACUACAGAAUGGGAAUAAAAAUUUGUUUCUAUAAAUGAAUGAGAUUUUGAAAGCAUACUUAAGGAACGUAAGUUUCAUUACCUUAAAAUGAAAUAAUGAAAUAAAAUUGCUCAUUGGUGAUUAUUAGCAGUUAAAAACCAAAAGUAAAGAGUUAUUUUUCUAAUAAGUUUUCAAAAAUCAAAUUGUCUUACAAUUUUAAUGAUUUAACUAUAUUGAGCUAUGUUUAUUUUUUGAGGAGACAGUAAUGGUCUUGGUUGUUGUUUAUACACUAAGUUUUUAUUAACACAAAAUAGAUCCUUUGAAUAAUAUUUAAAUUUUCCAAUGAUAACCCAAUUGAACUGUUGAUUAAUAUGUAAAGCUAAAUGGAAAUAGUACGAGCCUUUUGUACAAAAUCAAUUCUCCACUUUAAACUGUAUCACCAACAUUUAAUUAGUUUACUAUGUUAUGCUAAAUAUAUUUAGUUUAAUGUAUUGGUAUAUAUGUGUAUAUGUUUAAUAUAUAUAUUUUUAUUUACCAAUGAAGGAUUUAAAUCAGUUUUAUCUCUCUUUGUUAAUGUUUUAAAAUUGUGUAAUUAUUGAAUAAAAUUCAUUUAUAAAAUAUAUGCUUUCAUUUUUUACCAUAUUGUUAUUGUACAUAUUAUUUUUCUGUGAAAUAUAUUAGUUAAUUAAUUACAUAUAUAUACAAAAUCAUAACAUAACAUGUAUUUGAUAUUGGAACCUAAGCAAAUCUUAACAAAAUGUAGAAACUAUUGUAUAAUUUACAGAUUUAUAUAAGACAAUAUUGUGUGCUAUGCAUUUUUUUUGUUUAAAUUUUAAAAAUAAAUAUAUAUAUUAGCCAUGAGCAGCUGUAUAAAGUAUACAUUCUUAUACUGUGGAAUGAUGCAAAUGUUAUAGUAAUAAUUUGUUAUUUGUGUUCACAUGACAUGAUAGAAAACAACUGAAUAUUAAAAAUUCCUUAAAUAAAUUAACAUGUUUAAUUUGCUUGAU
This is a messenger RNA of Metopolophium dirhodum (rose-grain aphid), 3466 nucleotides long. RefSeq names its product GMP synthase [glutamine-hydrolyzing] (gene bur). The coding region runs from base 357 to 2498 and encodes 713 amino acids. The transcript is spliced from 14 exons. Gene Ontology annotation, biological process: GMP biosynthetic process. NCBI's taxonomy places the organism in Eukaryota, Metazoa, Arthropoda, Insecta, Hemiptera, Aphididae. Gene Ontology annotation, molecular function: GMP synthase (glutamine-hydrolyzing) activity; ATP binding; GMP synthase activity. Gene Ontology annotation, cellular component: cytosol. The record is from RefSeq and is a predicted model, not a curated record.